Diatraea saccharalis (sugarcane borer) is the source of this 3762-nucleotide messenger RNA. The record is from the annotation of a GenBank genome assembly. NCBI's taxonomy places the organism in Eukaryota, Metazoa, Arthropoda, Insecta, Lepidoptera, Crambidae.
AUGAAUCUUCUUGUUGAGCAUCAGUUAGUGUUGAGCCAUCAUUGUAGCACUAUCCCGAAGGCGCAGGAGUUGAGGCACAUCGAAAUGAAUUUGGUGUUGAUAGCCGCUUUGGUAGCGGUGUGCGGUGCCGCGAAAUUGGAUCGCACUUACCUUCCGCCUCCUUCAGCAAAAACAGCUGGUGGAUCUGCGGGGUCCCUACAAACUCCCUUUGCUAGCAACUCUUUUAAUCAAGGUCUCGGUGGGCUACCAAAGGGGAGUUUCACGAAUGAAUUCCAGGGAGUAGUAGUGGACGCUGCAGCUCCUGGAACACGAACUUCUGAAGGUGAAACAGGCUUAGGUGCACCCAGACCAACGUAUGGCUCGACUAACUCCAAAGUAGGUGAUGCUGCAUUUAGAGGAACUGCUGGAUUCAGACUACCAACCACUCAGGCUAUCGAAGAAGAGCAUUUAGAUUCUGAUGUUCAAGCAGCUAACGCCCAAUUAUCGGGACUAUCUCAAGGUUUUGGAGCCAACGCUCGCUUUGAAGCUAAGCCGGAAAGAGCACAGGCUGCUUACGAUCGUGCUGCCAACGUCAUUCAGUUGGAAAAUGAAGUAGGUUCUGAUGCUUAUCGGUACUCCUUUGAAACUGACAAUGGUAUAUCUGCUUCUGAAAAUGGUGUAGCAACAAAUGGUGUGCAAGCCCAAGGAGGUUACUCCUACACUGGUGAUGAUGGCCAAGUAUACAGUGUGACUUAUACUGCGGACGAGGGUGGAUACCAGCCGAAAGGUGACCAUUUGCCAACCCCACCUCCGAUUCCUGUUGAAAUUUUAAAGUCUUUGGAGCAGAAUGCUAGAGAUGAAGCUGCUGGACUUAACGAUGAUGGCACAUACGACGCGCAAAAAUACAAUGCUGGAGCUGAUUACUCAGAAAGUGACAUCACCAAUGUAGAACAAAACGACAAAUCAGCACCUAGUUUUAGCAGGCAACCCGCAACUGACGCAACUGCCAGUGGUUCAUUCAUUAGUCAGAACAAUCAAGCUUUUGUAAAACCAAGUGCCUUUGAAACAAAUAGUCAAAAAUAUGGAACAUUAAAUAGUCAGGAAUCUUUAAACAAUGCCUUUGGAUCUUCUAAUUCUAAUAACAGAUUUAGUCAUGAUUCGCAAUCUAACCAUUUACAAUCAAAUAGAUUCGGAUCAAGAAACGAAUUCAGCCCAUCUAUCAGUGGCUUGCAACAAAAUGGUAAAACUCCAAGACCGGUUAAUUUACCAGUAAACAACAAUCAACCAUUGAGUGGCGGCAUGGACAGAAAUUUACAGUUUUCAGCACCACAAGAACUUGAGAAAAACAUUAAAAAGCCAAGUGGAGGGUUAAAUCGUAAUACAUUUAUGUUACAAGGUUCAACAUAUGAUGAAAAACCAUCAAAAAGUAAUGGAUUUGAACCAACAAGUAGUUCUAUGUCAUCUUCGGUAGCUGCAAAUUUUGGCCUAAAUUCAGGCAAUAGAUUUUCCUCUAGAAAUGAAUACUUGCCUCCUGUUCAGGGAUCUUUCAGACCCCAAAGACCUUUGUCUUCUGCUGAUUCUACACUAGAACCAAACUUUAAUCAAAUUUCGGAAACUGGUAAUAUCCAAGCAACUAGUGAAGUAUCCCUUGGAACUACUGCUAAUGUUAAAGAACCUCAGUCAUUCAACAGCUUUUCACAAAAGCCACAAAGCUUGAACAAUGAAUUUUCUAAAAAUGUUAAUAGUUACCCAGUAAAAAAGGAAAAAGAAACUGAUGACGAACAAAAUAUUACAUCAUUUGAAACUCAACGUCCAACAUCUGUUCCCAGUAUUGAGUUAACUACGCCUUUGGAAUCUAGUGAAACACAGAAUAAUUUAAAUAAGCCUUCUAAUCAUGAAGUACCUUCUAUAAGUACAAAACACUUUAAUGUUCGUCCAUCAUCGCAGUUUGGAAGUCAGUCUAAUGAUAGACAACUAGCACAUUCUCUUCCUAACACCGAAACUCUAGUUACUAAUACUCAUUUCCCUGCUAGAGAUCAAAAUCAACACCCUUCAUCGACUAGCAACCAACGACCUUCUAAAAAUGGGUCCAACCGCGAAAACAUGCCCAAUGAACAAACUUUUAAUGUUCAUCUCUCGCAGUUUGAAAGUCAUUCUAGCAAUAUACAAUCAGCUCAUCCACUUUCUAAUGCUCAAAGUCAAGUUUCGAAUACUGAUUUCCCUGCUCGAGAUCAAAGUCAGUAUUCUUCCUCUUCUGGUAAUCAAAAACCUUCUCAAUACGGGGCCAAUCUUGGAACAUUACCUGAAAAUAUAUCUAAUGGACAAAAUUUUAACGUCCCUACAUCCCAGUUUGGAAACCAAUUAAGCAAUCAAGAACCAACCCGUACACUUUCUAACACUCAAACUCAAGCUUCGAAUAUUGGUUUCCCAAGUGAAAACCAAAACCGUUACUCGUCUUUGACUGGCAACCCACAGCCUUCACAAAAUGGAUUUGCUCAAAAUCAGCUUAGCGAUGCUCAAUACUCACCGAGCACUGUCAGACCAGUAUACAACCAGCAACCACAACGGGCGGUUAAUUCAUAUUAUUAUAAACAACCAGUGAAACCUUUCAACACGCCAACAACAAGCAGCUCCAGAAUUCCUAGUUCGCCAUCUGGGCAGUCUAAUAGAAUAUUUCAACAAUCACAGCCUCAAUUUUCAGAAAACCCACAAGCCACUCUCCCUAUUACUUCUUUCCAACCACAAAAUAAGCAACCAACUCGUGGAAAUACUCGUUACCCCGAACCACCUACAUUAGCAUCUGCUGCACCUACUGCCUCGAUUAAUAGUCAAUUCCAAGGAAGUACCACAUCUUCUCAAUAUAAUGGGAUAACGCAGGCUGCUGUUAGUCCUUUCCAACCACAAAAUGGACAAGCAUCGUCAAAAUACCCCAGACCUCCAACGUUGGCACCUACAGUAGCUACUACUCCUUUUGGAGGAUUUCCAUCUCAGCAAACAACAGCUUCGGCAUUUGCAUCUGGCACUCCUACUGCUCCCACUUUUGGUGCUAGACCGACAUUUCAAUCGCAGUAUAGCCAACAAAACCAAAUUCAUUCUUCUCCCGAGCAAUCUUUCGGCCAACGCUAUCCACAAACCCUUUCAGAGAAAGACCAGGGAGAUAAUUCUCAAACCUCUCCACCACAGCAAUACUCCGGUGAAAUCUAUGAAUACAACAAGCCAUCUGAAAGGCUACCUGCUCCCGCCAAACCUGGAUCAACUUCUAGCCCGCAUCGUGGUCAACCUCAACCACAAUUUGGCCAAACGCAAGAAAGUAGUCAGGAACUAAACACUCAGCAGCCUACACGGCCUAUAUUUGGAACAAGACCACAGUUUGGUUCACCAUUACAACAGCGUCCUCAGUUUUCUCAGGGAACAUCACAAAAUACCAAUGAUCAACCUGCAGCAGAUAGCAAGUCACAAUUCAAUGUUCAGAGUCGGCCUUACGGAUCAAAUCAACAACAAGAACCUCUAGAUUCUGUAAGGCCUCAAUUUGGUCAAAAUAAUGGAAAACUAAAUAAUUGUUGCCAAUCACAAUCUUUAGAUGCUCAGAUUACAAAACUAGAAUCACAGCGGCCCCAAAGCAAUAACCGAGGCUCUACAAGACCACAAUUCGCUCAGUCGGAAUCACAAUUCUCUGGGCCUGUUUCUCAAAUCUCAAGUCAGUCUGUUGCUGGUAGAGGAGAAGUUUUCGGCGGACCCAGAAAACCUCCAAGCUUUGACCAAGAAACUGGCUACCAUUAUUAA